Molecule: messenger RNA, 814 nt
Organism: Serpula lacrymans var. lacrymans S7.9
Lineage: Eukaryota; Fungi; Basidiomycota; Agaricomycetes; Boletales; Serpulaceae
Exons: 3
Coding region: 35-814 (259 amino acids)
Source: RefSeq, a predicted model, not a curated record
GGACUGUUCAAAGUUCCAAGUUGCUAGAUAUCGGAUGCUGCCAACCUCCCCACGACCCGAUAGCUUAAAAGAAAAGGAAGAUGGUCACAGUUAUAUGAAGAAACCAAUAAGCGCUACACAGUCUAUUCCUUCGUGGUUGCCAAUAUCUCUGCUUGCUGUGACGAGUGCAGCACUCGUGGUCCCUGUUGUACUCCUGCGUCGACAUAGAAAGAAUACUGCUACUACAAGUGCUCUACAACAGGCAUCUGCUCCCCCUCGAAGGAGUGCAGCUAUUCCCAACGAGUUCGCCAAGUUCAGGCCCGCUCAAACGUCGAAAUUUCCACCAGGUCCUUUAACUAAGGCUCCAGUGGAAAUUGACCGACACCCCAGCAAUGACAAUAAUGGAGAUUUUUUCAACGCCCCCUUAUAUACAUUGAAAGCAUUCAGUAUCGCUACAGCCCUUGUCAGCCUCGGUGCAGCAACAUCGAUAUGGGGAGUGAAGACAUUCUUAGGGGUCCAUGACACCAAAGAGUUCGCAGAUCAAAUGCGUAACACCCUUCUCACCAAAAUGCCCGUCCUAUCAUCCAGGAUUCAUCGGGCAUUCUCUUCUGAAAACGUCGGUUCCACAACGUCUCAUGCCAACGAUUCCAGCCGUGUAGAAGUGGAGUGGAAUUGGCCUGACGCAGAAAAUCGAUUAAAAGAGGCUUUCGAUAAAGGAGGAUUUUCCGGUUGGGCACAGGCUGCCUUGUUAGAAGUUGAAGCCGAAGGUCGUUUUGAGCAAGCAAAACGACACAUAGGCAAAGAUGCGGAUAAUCAUACCACAGCCUCUGCUUAA